This is a messenger RNA of Mycena indigotica, 2067 nucleotides long. RefSeq lists its product as uncharacterized. The coding region runs from base 1 to 2067 and encodes 688 amino acids. The record is from RefSeq and is a predicted model, not a curated record. The transcript is spliced from 11 exons. Gene Ontology annotation, biological process: autophagy; endosomal vesicle fusion; vesicle-mediated transport. Gene Ontology annotation, cellular component: cytoplasm; fungal-type vacuole membrane. NCBI's taxonomy places the organism in Eukaryota, Fungi, Basidiomycota, Agaricomycetes, Agaricales, Mycenaceae.
AUGGCGUUUCGGUCGUCCACGUUCCCAAAGUCCGGAAUCCUGCUUCUCGGCAGCAAUGUUCAGUCGCUCGUCCCAUCCACUCUGAUUUCACAGGCAGAGUCUCUUCUGGAGGGCCACAGAAUCGAGGAGGCGGUCGACCUUGCUGACCAGCAACGGAAGAAGCUCCAGGCAAAUGUAGUUGUAGACGAGGAUGAGGUGACUUUCUCCAUCCCUCAUUGGACACACUUAUGCAUGCCUCAACAGGCCGACGAACUGCGCUACGUGUACCAGCGGAUCGGGUUCCAGUGCUUUACGGAGACAAUGUUUGAGGAUGCAGGGAAGAACUUGUUCAACGGGGAGCUGGACCCGCGGGUGUUGGUCAGCUACUACCCUGAGCUCCGCGGGACGCUGUUUACUGCGAACGACUCGCUCGACAUUUACGCUGGCGUUUCUGAGCGGAUGCCAGCGGAGGCAUCGGUCGACGAUAUAAUUGCGGCCAACCUAGUCCGGAAUUAUUCGCCGUAUCUCAAGCCAAACACCCAGACCGCCCCGCCGACCGCCGAGCUACGCAGGAUUCUGGGCAUGGCUGCGGUAGACAUGUUGGAGGUGUUCUUAAAACGGUGCAGAAAGCGGAGAGCAGUGGAAGGGAAACUCGGGAACGAUCCUGCCCAGGCGGUGGUUGACACGGUGCUAGCAAAGAUAUACGCCCAGUCAGAGAAAACCAAGGAACUCUACACUCUCAUCCAAGAGCCACAUUCCAUCGUGCUUUCUGAGGUGGAAUCUGUGUUCAAAGCCAAUGGCCAGUACAAUGCUCUGUGCAUGCUGUAUCAGCAGUUGGGGGAUGAAGAGCGCCUAUUGCAGGUCUGGUCCAAGUUAGCUGAGGGCGAAUGGUCAGACGAAGACGUCCAAAAUCCCACCGAAAAUAUCUUCAACCUUCUCUCCAACUCCAAGAACAGAGCCCUUAUCCAGACAUGGGCGCUUUGGCUUACCCGGAGAGACCCCGAGCGCGGCAUUAAGCUGCUCAUCUCGCGCGAGUCCGGCAAGCGCCCGCAACGCCCUGAAGACGACCUUUUGCUACUCGAGCAAAUACGGGAAGCGAGCCCUGCGGCCAGUGCUCAAUUCCUUGAGUACCUUGUCUUGCAAAAGCGAAGUAUUUCCCGUGAUCUCCACACCCAACUUGCAGCAGUCUGCACCGAUCAGCUGCUUGCUUCGUUGGAGGACAAAAAUGUCGCCAGGUUAUGGGAAGUCAAAGCCACGCGAUACGCGGAAAAGCGAAACGCCGCCUCGUUCCUCUCCGUCUUUAUGUCGACAACACCCGACUCGCCAUCCAAGUUCACCCGUUUAAAAUGUCUCCUGUUCUUCCAGAGUUCAGCGCUGUAUGAUGCCGAGCUCGUGCGCGAGCGGCUGCUGCCUCAUGCGAAGCGGAUUUUAGCGUUAGAGCUCGCUAUUGUGAAUGGCAAGCUCGGGAACCAUCACGAUGCCCUAGCUUCACUCGUCAACGACUUACAUGACAGUGCAUCUGCCGAGACAUACUGCACCCUGAAUGGCGAGGUAAUACCCGUGAAAGUGGCGCAGUCGCUCGCCAACGACCCGACGCUACGGAUAUGGACGGCCGCACUCACCAGCAAGAGCCGCCAAAAAAUAAUUGUAGAAGACAAGCGCAAGGAGCUGUUGAAGACACUCCUUCAGGUUUACAUGGAUGACGAAUCGGCGAGCGAGCGAGCGGCACAUCUGCUGAACUCGCAGGCCAAGAACUUGGACGUCCUCGAUGUGAUGCCGCUGGUACCGCCCAAAUGGCCCCUCACAGCUGUCUCAUCGUUCCUGACUCGCUCUCUGCGACGGACUGUCCACGCGCGUCAAGAAGGUCGCAUUGUCCGUGCGCUCAGCGCCGGCCAGAACCUCGAGGUGAAAGAACGGACUUGGCUCAUUCUGCGCGAAGAGGGCAUGGUUGUCGAGGAGGCUCUUGACGGUGACGAUGGCGACGGCGAAUACAACGAGAAGGCGGGGAUCGAAAAGGUUGUUUCGCCGGUCCAGGAUGAGAAGAACCCGGGUGCUUGGGCGGAUGAUGCCGCUGUUGAAGUAACUUGA